AUGGCAACACUUAGUUAUGCAGCGAUAAUUUCAAUUUGUGCUGCCAUUGCUGUUGUUAUGCAUUGGCUGCUGAACAGAAAAUCUUUACUCACCAGCUGGCCUAUAUUCGGUAUGAUUCCGGCGCUUGCUCGAAAUAUGUCUCGAGUUCAUGAUUUUGCUACCUAUAUACUCCAACAAGCUGGUGGUACGUUUUUAUUCAAAGGUCCUUGGUUUACUGCUAUGGAUUUAUUGAUAACAAGUGAUCCCAACAAUGUUGAUUAUCUUCUAAAUAAGAACUAUGCCAAUUACCAAAAGGGUCCUAUGUUUAGAGAGACUUGCGAUCCUCUUGGGGAUGGAAUUAUUGCUGCAGAUUCAGACAACUGGAGAUUUCUAAGAAGAAUAACUCAUUCUCUGAUCAAUCAAGAUUUAAGGUAUGAUGCUGCCAUAGAAAGAAUACUGGACGGAAAAAUCUUGAAGCGACUGUACCAAGUUCUUGAUAAUGCGUCGGAAUUCGGGUCGGAAGUUGAUUUACAAGAUGUAAUUCAAAGAUUAACGUUUGAUGGUAUUUGUCUUUUGUUGUUAGGAUAUGACCCGAAAUGUCUUGCUGUCGGAUUCCCUCAUAAUGCUCUUGAGAAGGCUUUUCAUGAAAUGGAGCAGGCUGUUCAUUUCCGACAUGCCGUUCCGACAGGAUUUUGGAAGUUGAAGAGAUGGCUUCAGAUGGGAGAAGAGAAGAAGAUGAGAAGAUCCUGGGACUUAUUUGAAAAAUUUGUUAUGGAUUGCAUUACUACAAAAAGAGAGGAGAUCAUUGCCCGAAACCGAACCCCUAGCAAAAACCAAACAGAAGACAGUUUUGACAUGUUAACAGCUUUUCUGGAGGAAGAAGACGAAGGAGAAGACGUGGCGAUCACGAAUUCAAACAAAUUUCUGAGAGAUAUGACAUUUAAUCUCAUGGCGGCCGGAAGAGACACUAUCAGCAGUGCAAUGGUGUGGCUUCUCUGGGUUAUUGCGAGUAAUCCAUCGAUCGAGAAAAAAAUUCUAGACGAGUUAAAUGAUAAUUACAAAGAAGCCACUAAUAACAAGAUGAUGCCUCUAAGUAUUGCAGAGCUAAACAAAUUAAUUUAUUUUCAGGCAGUCGUAUUGGAAGCUAUAAGACUUUACCCACCAAUUCCAUUUCUUGCGACAUCAGCCAUCGAACCAGACGUUCUUCCGAGCGGGCAUUACGUUGGUAAGGACAUGAAAAUAAUUUAUUCGUUCUACUCAAUGGGAAGAAUGGAAGAAAUAUGGGGCAAAGAUUACUUGGAGUUCAAGCCAGAAAGGUGGAUUACGGAGCAAGGAAGCGUAAAGCAUGUACCUUCUUACAGAUUUUCAGCUUUUAGUGCAGGAUUAAGGAGUUGCUUAGGCAAGAAAACUUCCUUUCAACAAAUUAAAGCUGUUGCUUCUUUUAUCAUAUGGAAUUUUUCGAUCCGAGUUAGUGAAAAUCAUAUUGCUAGUCCGAGUAAUUCUGUAAUUCUUUUUAUGAGAAAUGGUUUGAGAGCUAUUUUAGCUUCAGCUGCUAAUCGGAUUAAUGAUAUAGUGCAUGUGGUAACGAAUGUAAAUUUGGAUGGAACAGAAUCUAAUUCAGCAGCAAACAACAGUGCUUUGUGGAAAGAUGGACCGUGGAAUCAUUUUACUCAGGAACUCGAGAGUUUUCGGGAAUGCGACUAUUACGAAAGAUAUGGUGAUCUUCAAUUGUUUUAA
Messenger RNA from Mercurialis annua (annual mercury), 1716 nucleotides. Its product is annotated as alkane hydroxylase MAH1-like. The record is from RefSeq and is a predicted model, not a curated record. The transcript is spliced from 3 exons. NCBI's taxonomy places the organism in Eukaryota, Viridiplantae, Streptophyta, Magnoliopsida, Malpighiales, Euphorbiaceae. The coding region runs from base 1 to 1716 and encodes 571 amino acids. Gene Ontology annotation, molecular function: iron ion binding; oxidoreductase activity, acting on paired donors, with incorporation or reduction of molecular oxygen; monooxygenase activity.